Messenger RNA from Pogona vitticeps (central bearded dragon), 1200 nucleotides. RefSeq names its product EMG1 N1-specific pseudouridine methyltransferase (gene EMG1). NCBI's taxonomy places the organism in Eukaryota, Metazoa, Chordata, Lepidosauria, Squamata, Agamidae. Gene Ontology annotation, cellular component: small-subunit processome; nucleus. The record is from RefSeq and is a predicted model, not a curated record. Gene Ontology annotation, biological process: rRNA base methylation. Gene Ontology annotation, molecular function: rRNA binding; rRNA (pseudouridine) methyltransferase activity.
AACCGCGGCGGAAUUAGGAGUGCUUCCGGAGCGCUGGACGCCGGAAGUCCAAGAGCAAGAACAAGGCUUUAUCGUUCGCCAGGGAACUCCGGAAGAAGCCGAAAUGCCGCGCCCUCGUCUCCUUUUAGAGCUGCGUUUCGCGCCUAGUGGGUCCGGUCUAAAACGUCGCCGCACUAGGUGGACUUUAAACCCGAACUUAAAGGCGUUCCUUCGGGAGCCUUGUACCGGAACAUUUUGUGUGUGGGUUUUUUUUAGAAAAAAGCGACCCGGAAAUAGAUUGACGUUGAAUCUUGACCCGGAAUUAAUUGUAUACACUAGUGGUUUGUGUUCCACCCGUUCCUAAAAUGGCGGCGGCAGCUUCAACGAGGAAGCGUCCGAGUGCGGAGGGAGGCACCGUCGUGGAUGGCGGGGGCUCGGGGCCCCACCGCGCGGGGAGGAGGCGGCUGGUGGUGAUCCUGGAGGGGGCGUCGCUGGAGACCGUGAAGGUUGGGAAAACAUACGAGUUGUUGAAUUGUGACAAACAUAAAUCGUUGCUUCUACGGAGUGGCCGGGACCCAGGAGCAGCUCGACCUGACAUCGCCCACCAGAGCCUCCUGAUGCUCAUGGACAGUCCUUUGAACCGAGCAGGCCUUCUUCAGGUUUAUAUUCAUACAGAAAAGAACGUUCUGAUUGAAGUGAACCCUCAGACAAGAAUUCCUCGUACCUUUGAUCGUUUCUGUGGCCUCAUGGUUCAGUUGCUGCAUAAAUUCAGUGUCAGAGCUGCUGAUGGGCCUCAGAAAUUGCUAAAGGUAAUUAAAAAUCCAGUGACUGAUCAUCUCCCUGUGGGCUGCACGAAGAUUGGCACAUCCUUCUCAAGUCCUACUGUGACAGAUAUACAUGAUAUGGUCCCUACUGCAGAUCCUAUAGCUAUUGUUGUGGGAGCUUUUGCUCAUGGCUCGGUAAAUGUUGACUACACAGAAAAGACUAUCUCUAUCAGCAACUACCCACUUUCUGCUGCUUUAACCUGUGCCAAGAUCACCACAGCGUUUGAAGAGAUGUGGGGAGUAGUGUGAGAUUAUUAAUACUGAUUUUGUGUAGUUGGACAAUUUCUUAGCUCCAUAUUCUGGAGUAAUAUUGUAGGGUUUUACCUACUUGGGAGGGGGGAGUGGAAUCUUAAGAUUCCUUUGUUCUGUUUUAUGGCAAAUAAAAUUUUUAAGGUGA